Molecule: messenger RNA, 1155 nt
Organism: Nerophis lumbriciformis (worm pipefish)
Lineage: Eukaryota; Metazoa; Chordata; Actinopteri; Syngnathiformes; Syngnathidae
Gene: tmub1
Product: transmembrane and ubiquitin-like domain containing 1
Biological process (GO): ERAD pathway
Molecular function (GO): protein binding
Source: RefSeq, a predicted model, not a curated record
GUAGUGCUCCGAAAAGAUGACCAGCGGGGGGCGCCGGCAGACAACCACCGAAGAACACAUGACGCGAGCCGGAAGUGCAGCCGAAGAAACAGAUUAGCUUGAUUAGCUUGAAGGCUAUCUCCUGACAUGACGUGUACACGCUGAUCAGUGCUUCAAUCGUGUUUGCCUGAUUGGGCGUGGAAGAUGGCGUUGAUCGAGGGUGUGGGAGACGAGGUGACGCUGUUGUUUGGGGUGAUGAUCGUUUUCCUGGUGCUGCUGCUGGCCUGGAUCUCGACCCGCACAUCAGAACCGCUGGAUCACCUGUUGGACUCAUCUACAAGCUCUACCCUUCCUCAGAGGACCCCCCACCAGGACGUGCCCUCAACCUCUGCUGGCGAGAGCCACACGACCGGGACUCCUCCCCUCGCCGUCUCUCCCGAGGAAGUUAAAGAGGAGGGCGAAGGAAGUAUACGGGAGGCAGCGGAGGAUGUAGAUGCGGGGAGAAGCGACGAGGACUCCCAGAGAAACAUGGUAGUCAGACUGAAGUUCUUGAACGACACAGAGAAAACAGCACGGGUCAAAGCUCAGGACACCAUAGGAUACAUUAAAAGGACCUACUUUGCGGGCCAAGAGCAGCAGGUGCGUCUCAUCUAUCAAGGCCAGCUGCUGCAGGAUGACACCAUCACACUGGAGUCCCUCCACUUGGCUCACAACUGCGUGUUGCACUGUCACAUUUCUCCGCACGCCACACGGGCAGCGGUGGGGGCGGGCCCUGCAGACCAGGUGCAGGUGGCACUCAAUGUGGGGAGCCUCAUGGUCCCGCUGCUGGUUCUCAUGCUGUCGGUGCUUUGGUACUGUCAGAUUCAGUACCGUCAGUUCUUCACGGCACCCGCCACCGCCUCGCUGGUGGGAAUCACCAUUUUCCUCAGCUUGGUGGCCUUCGGCGUUUAUCGCCGCUAGCUGCUGUUUGAUUGGUCCGCCUCGGUGACCUCGUUGGAUUCUACAUACUGUCUGUUGCUGUAGAAAAUGGGUGUGGCGCCAGGAAAGGGAUGGAUGUUUUGAUUAUUGUGCCUCCCGUUUUCUCUGCUCGGUUGUGGCGGACUAAACGGGUCAAAUGAAUGCAUGGAUGUUUGUCCACUUUUUGAUGAUAUUAAAGCAUUUAUUUAUCUUCACUGA